This is a messenger RNA of Myxocyprinus asiaticus (Chinese sucker), 2551 nucleotides long. Its product is annotated as GTP-binding protein 2-like. NCBI's taxonomy places the organism in Eukaryota, Metazoa, Chordata, Actinopteri, Cypriniformes, Catostomidae. The transcript has 12 exons. The record is from RefSeq and is a predicted model, not a curated record. Gene Ontology annotation, biological process: translational elongation. Gene Ontology annotation, molecular function: GTP binding; GTPase activity; translation elongation factor activity. Bases 166 to 1977 code for a protein of 603 amino acids.
GCGGUCAUGGAUCCCAGACAGAUCGCGUAUCACAGUGCAACACCAAAUAACGUAUAAGCAAGGGAAUGCAUGGUCCCUGUUUAUAAAUGAGACGUGCAUUUUUCAGAUAGAUAUAUAUUUAACUUUAAAAUCAUAGCCUUUUAUCUCUCUAUUUGCGAGCGAGCAAUGGAUGUGCAGGUUGCAGACCGCAGCAGCAUCAAGUCUGCGCCGACAACAAACAGCCCGCAGAAUAACACCGCACAAACCGCGACACAAAAUGCACCAAAGAAGAGGAGGAGAGGCAAAAGAGGGAAGAGACGCAGGGGCAAGAAGGCCAACGAGCCUCCGCCGUUUUUACCACCGGAGGCUGAAGAGGGAAACAUUGAAUACAAGUUGAAGCUAGUGAACCCUACACAGUAUCGGUUCGAGCACUUGGCCACUCAGUUGAAAUGGCGACUUCAGGAGGGCCGUGGGGAGGCGGUGUAUCAGAUUGGGGUUGAGGAUAACGGUCUGCUGGUUGGACUCACAGAGGAAGAUAUGAAAGCAUCACUGAAGACCCUUCGCAGAAUGGCCGAGAAGGUUGGAGCUGAUAUCACACUCCUCAGAGAGAGGGAAGUGGACAGUGAACGAGCUCGACGGAAAAUCGCAGAAGUUCUUGUGCGGAAAGUUCCAGAUGACCAGCAGUUCCUGGAUCUGCGUGUUGCUGUUCUGGGAAACGUGGACUCAGGGAAGUCGACUCUACUGGGCGUGUUGACUCAGGGCGAGCUGGAUAAUGGGCGGGGCAGAGCGAGACUCAACCUCUUCAGACACUUGCAUGAGAUUCAAACCGGCCGGACAUCCAGCAUCAGUUUCGAGAUCCUCGGCUUCAACAGCAAAGGAGAGGUUGUAAAUUAUAGCGAUUCACGUACAGCAGAUGAGAUCUGUGAGAGCUCUUCGAAGAUGAUCACAUUUAUUGAUCUGGCUGGUCAUUAUAAGUACUUGAAGACCACCAUAUUCGGCUUGACAAGCUACUGUCCAGACUUUGCCAUGCUGGUGGUUGGGGCAAACACUGGCAUUGCUGGCACAACAAGGGAGCACCUGGGUUUGGCGAUGGCGCUGAAGAUGCCCAUAUUCAUUGUGGUGAGUAAGGUGGACCUGUGCGGCAAAAGCACCGUGGAGAAAACCGUCCGUCAACUGGAGAGAGUUCUCAAACAGCCCGGCUGCAACAAGGUCCCCAUGGUGGUGGCCAACCCUGAUGAUGCCGUCACUGCCGCACAGCAGUUUGCACAAUCCUCCAGUGUGACGCCCAUCUUCACCCUCUCCAGUGUAUCUGGGGAGAAUCUGGAUCUUCUGAAGGUCUUCUUCAACAUUCUGCCUCCUCUGAGCAACAGCAAAGAGCAGGAGGAACUCAUGCAGCAGCUCACGGAGUUCCAGGUAGAUGAGAUUUACAAUGUGCCAGAUGUUGGGACUGUAGUUGGUGGGACGCUGUACAGUGGUGUGUGUCGUGAGGGAGACCGGUUGGUUGUGGGCCCUACAGAUGACGGGAGGUUCUUGAGGUUGAAAGUGUGCAGUAUUCACAGAAAUCGUUCCGGAUGCCGUGUCCUGAGAGCCGGACAGGCAGCCACGCUCGCUCUGGGAAACUUUGAUCGCUCAUUACUACGAAAGGGCAUGGUAAUGGUGAGUCCUAAGAUGAACCCUACGAUCUGCUGGCAGUUUGAGGCCGCGAUCGUUCUCCUGUUCCAUGCCAAAACGUUCCGCCGUGGUUUCCAGGUCACGGUGCACGUGGGGAACGUGAGGCAGACCGCAACAGUGGAGUGCCUCCUUGGGAAGGAGGAGCUCCGUACUGGAGAGAGAGCCGUGGUGUGCUUCAGAUUCUUAAAGCACCCCGAAUAUUUACGCGUGGGAGCCAAGCUGCUCUUCAGGGAAGGGGUGACCAAAGGCAUCGGACAUGUGACACACCUUCUACCCUCCACCCAGAACCAUGUGCCUGAUCAGAACCACAACCAGAACCACAGUUAGAUACUCUAUACGUCCAAAGAGGACACAUGACUGCAGUUACAUCCUGUCUUUGCCUUGAGAUUGUAUACCCUAGUUUUAACGUGCACCUUCAUUUUCACACUCACAUUAGCAAGAGGCUGUGCUGCUUUAAUCAUAGAUUUGCCUAUAUUAAUCGCAGAUUUGCUUGUGUGUAAAUGCUAUUGACACCUUUGACAUUUUGAUGUAUGUGGUGAAAUGUUUUAUCCCUCUGAAUAAUUAGGGCAGUACUUCAGGUCUUCAUGUUGUGACAAAAAUGUCCUUAAAAUCUAAUAUUAAAAUUGGAGCAAUGAUUGUGUUGUAAGCCAGUGGUGUGAUAUGUAAUAAAUCCAAAGUAAUUCAGUUACGGAUGGCGCACUGCAAAACAUCAUUUUGUUUUAUAAACAAAUAUAUAAACAUAUAUUAAAAAAAAAAAAAAUUACUUGUGAAGCAGAAUGACAUAAGAUAUUAGGUCUUGUUUUAGGAGAAAUCUAACAAAAUUUGGUGGGUUUAAUGCUUACAAUAACAACACAAAAUUGCCAACGGGGUAAUACAAAUAAACUUGUUUUUCCCUUUGAAA